AUGAGAGCUUUUACUUCAUCUCUUAUGGUUGACAUCAUUGUCUUCUUAUUGGCAAACCUUUCAGUUUCGCAAGGCUUCACUCCAGUUUCCACCUCCAUUAUUGUCAGCUCUGGCCCCACAACAUCGCGGGCUGUCUCGCUAUCAGCUCUGCCUCUCCCCAUUACAACCGAUACACUGGGAGUCCUUGGUGGAUUCUCGCUGUUAACGUCCUACCACAUCUUGUUGUAUCGGAAAGAACAAGCUGGGAAACGCACGUGGCGAAGCGCCCAAGCCGACACCCGCGAACAAUGGGCCAAAUACGUGCGCUCCAACCAACAGUGGCUGUACGCCAUUCAAACCUUGCGCAAUGCCAUUACCGCCCAAACAUUUCUCGCCACCACCGUCUUGUCCCUCCUCACUGUCAUUUCGGGUCGUCUCUGGGACAUGAUCCGGAGCAUACCGACACAUACCGUUAGCAGACGAAUCAGUGUCGCUCAAUUCACUCUGGUAGCCGCCAGCAUGUUGGCGUCGGGGUAUCAAUUUCUACAAUCCGCCCGAUUAAUGACUCAUGCCGGAUUCAUGUUUCCCGUGUCCGCCAACACCACCCGAGUCGAUCGGAUCAUGCGCAAAUCGCAAAACUCACAAUGGGCCGGGUUGCGAUGUCUGUACUUGUCGGCCGGAUUUCUGGCAUGGAUUGUGGGUGGACCCAACGUCUUUUUCAUGGCGGCAGGAUUCUUGACGGCCUUUUUUCGCAAGAUUGAUCGAGUGCCAGAAGAAAUCAAAGACGAUCCAUCUGCACUAUGA
Seminavis robusta is the source of this 783-nucleotide messenger RNA. The record is from the annotation of a GenBank genome assembly. Lineage: Eukaryota; Bacillariophyta; Bacillariophyceae; Naviculales; Naviculaceae.